Molecule: messenger RNA, 3305 nt
Organism: Dreissena polymorpha
Lineage: Eukaryota; Metazoa; Mollusca; Bivalvia; Myida; Dreissenidae
Product: GPN-loop GTPase 3-like
Exons: 8
Coding region: 82-978 (298 amino acids)
Molecular function (GO): GTPase activity
Source: RefSeq, a predicted model, not a curated record
GUAAACAACAACAAGCGUGAUCUAACAAUUCAAUAUUUUCAUAAUUAAUUAUAAAACUGAAAUACGUAUAAAUAUUCGAUAAUGGUUAGAUAUGCACAACUUGUUAUGGGACCUGCUGGUAGUGGGAAGUCCACAUACUGCAGUAAUAUGGUAAAGCAUGGAGAAUCCAUCAGGAGAAUUGUGCAUGUUGUCAACUUGGAUCCAGCUGCAGAACACUUUGACUAUCCAGUGCUAGUGGAUGUCCGUGAGUUAAUUCAAGUCGAUGAUGCUAUGGAAGACGAAUCUCUAAGGUUUGGACCAAAUGGUGGACUGGUCUUUUGCAUGGAGUAUCUGUCACAAAACUUUGACUGGCUCCACGAACAACUUGAUGACAUUGAAGAUGACUACAUCCUUUUUGACUGCCCAGGCCAGAUUGAGCUCUACAUCUGUAAAUCUCUACCACAACAAGCCUAUUUUGUAGGCCAGAUUGAGCUCUACACCCAUAUCCCAGUGAUGAAACAGCUGGUGGAGGCACUGCAGAAGUGGAACUUUAACGUGUGUAGCGUGUACCUGAUUGACUCACAGUUCCUCAUCGAGGCCUCCAAGUUUGUGUCUGGCGUGUUGACAGCUCUCUCCACCAUGGUGAAUCUUGAGACGGCACAUGUGAAUGUGAUGACCAAGCUGGACCUUCUAAGCAAGAAGGACAAGAAACAGUUAGACAGGUACCUGGAGCCGACCAUGCAGGGCUUGUUGUAUGACGAGUUUGAGGAUGACAAAUUUAGUAAGAAGUUUAAGAAACUGAAUGCUGCCAUCGCAGCUAUGAUUGAUGACUACAGCCUUGUGCGGUUCCUGCCCCUUGACCAGUCAGACGAGGACAGCAUCAAUUAUGUACUGCUGCAGAUCGACACCUGUCUGCAGUUCGGGGAGGACAUGGAACCCAGAGAAAUGAGGGAGCAGGAAGAGGACCCAGAUCAGGUGGACAGCGGCUUUGAUGGAUGACCAUGUCAAUACCCUGUCCAGAACUGAAUAUUAAACAUAGGAAUUGUGUCUGUGAUGAUGGACAGUUGGUUUGACAGAUAAAAAAGUUCAAAACUGACGAUUGGCAUUUUACCAUACAUUUUGUAGGUGUGAUGUUCCCUUGAAAGCCAAUUAUAAGUCAGGCGAAAAAGCUUCAAGAAAUGAGAGAAAAGUACACUAUAGAUGUUCUUUGUUUCGAAAAAUUAAUUGUUGCAGUGAAAUAAUGCGCACAAUACUAAGGAUAGGUGUUGGAGGUAGUUUUAAAAGAAGUCAAUGGAUCAACAAACCAUUGGCAUCUACUCGUUUUUUAUGCCCCCAGAUCGAAAGAUCGGGGGCAUAUUGUUUUUGGCCUGUCUGUCUGUCAUUCAUUCAUUCAUUGUGUGUGUCCCAAAACUUUAACAUUGCUUAAAGUUUUGCAAUGACUUUUGCAUUAUUGAAGAUAUCAACUUGAUAUUUGGCAUGCAUGUGUAUCUCAUGGAGCUGCACAUUUUGAAUGGUGAAAGGUCAAGGUCAUCCUUCAAAGUCUUAUGUCAAAUUUAUGGCUUCAAAGCGGGGCAAUAGGGGGCAUUGUGUUCUGACAAACACACCUCUUGUUUAUCAAUAGUCCUUCCAUCUGUCUGUUUGAGGUUAACCUAAAAUGACAAAUAUUGUCUAAUAUCAUAAAUGCUUUCUUAAAGCCUUUGAUACUUGCAUGGAUGAUUUCUUUCGACACUAUCAGCGCAAUCACUUCACCUGACCUAUUUAUAACCAAGACAUUGACUUUGGACUGUAAGUAAUUCACGACGUCCAAAUUCCUGGUUAUAUUAAAAUUAGGUUUAGUGUUAUAUCUUGCUUCAAAGCUUUGAAACUUUCAUGGAUGAUGUUUUUGAACUCUCUAAAGACAUCUGAAUCAACAGACCUUAUUUUGGACAAAUGAACCUACUUUUGGACAUAUUCAGCAGGUCAAAUUUCUUGAUUUAUCCAAAUGGACCAUUUGCCUAACUAAAACUUCUGACUAAAAAGCUUUGAAACUUGAUUUCAAUGUUAUAAGCUCGUACUUUCCAACUGAUCUCAGUUUGACCUUAAAACUUACCUUCUUUUGGACAUUAAAAAAAAAAUCAAAACUGUCAAGGUUUACUAAUGGGCAUAUGCGUUUAUUAAAUUCAUCAUCUUGUUUUUAGUUUAAAAUGAAGAUAGUAAAAGUUGCUUUUUUAGGUUAUGUAUAUCUGUGUAAAUGGGGUGAAGGGUAAAUUCAUAGAUUUGAAAAGGUAGAAUUUUUUUGUACAUUAAGUAUAUAAAGUAUAUUUUUCUUAUUGAAACUCAAUAAUAGGUAGGACUUUGUUGUUAAUAUGACCUUUCUAUUUCUUCAAGUAUUUCUAAGACUUUAUUUUAAGAAUUCGGAAAGUUAUCCUCUGCAUCAGGAACUCAAGUAAUAAGGAUUUUUUUAAUGCUGCAUUUCAUGAUAAUCAACAAGAACAUAAACAUGUUUAACAUGCUUAUUUGAGGAAAACUGGGCUUAAUCUUUAUGCUUAAAAAUAAACCUGUGCAGUUUACACAGGGUUAUCUUGGAAACACUGCGCUGUUAUGAAAGUUUCGUUCACAGGAGGUCUCUUCUAAACCGCAAUCCAGUGAAGGAAGAAUGUUUUGACCCUUAUUAGCCUGUGGUGACCACACAUGCAUUAAGCAUAGCUUGUCCAGAAAUAAGCUUAAUUGAAGUGAAAUAUUGAGGCACUGCACCAGUACAGGAUGAUUAUAUGAGUCAGGUUCUGAGAAAACUGGGCAUAAUGCAUGUGCGUAAAUUGUCGUCCCAGAUUAGCCUGUGCAGUCCGCACAUGUUAAUCAGAGACAACACUUUCCGCCUAAACAAGAUUUUCGGUAAGGAGGGACUUUCUUGAAACUAAAAAUACCAUAAAAGUCGAAAGUGUUGUCCCUGAUAAUCCUGUGCGGACUGCACAGGCUAAUCUGGGACGACAUUUUACGCACAUGCAUUAAGCCCAAUUUUCUCAGAACAAGACACAUAUAUGGAAAAUUUCCAAUAGGCUUCAUAUGAAAUUCCUGAGAUGUUUCAGGUCAAUAAUGGAACUGUCAGCUAUUGUAAUUAUGUCUGGAUGUGUUAGGCUUUUAUUGUAUACACUAUGCUUAGCUGUCCAAAAAUAAUUUUCCAAUGUGGGAUUGCAUUUGAUUCCUUUAAAAAAUCAGUUAUUUAUUCCAAAAGUGCACCAUUUUAGGCUAAGAAUAAUAAGGUUAUUCAUUAAACUUCCAUUGUUUACAUUAUGCUUGUAUUGUUAUAUGUUUUGUUGAUUAUGUUUAGAAAUGAAGUAAAAAACUGA